Messenger RNA from Gadus morhua (Atlantic cod), 2113 nucleotides. RefSeq names its product prune homolog 2 with BCH domain (gene prune2). Gene Ontology annotation, cellular component: cytoplasm. The transcript is spliced from 11 exons. Gene Ontology annotation, biological process: apoptotic process. Bases 572 to 1540 code for a protein of 322 amino acids. NCBI's taxonomy places the organism in Eukaryota, Metazoa, Chordata, Actinopteri, Gadiformes, Gadidae. The record is from RefSeq and is a predicted model, not a curated record.
UACAGAACGGUCCGUAUACCUCGCUUUUUACCCCAUUAGUUAUACUGAACAUUUGAUUUCGAUGGACGGAUACGUGUCCGCGGCCUAUGGUGUUUUUAUCAAUGGUUUGAUUAAUGACGCUCACUGGUGAAAGACGCUGUUCAGCGAAAUUGCGUUAGGCCUAUAAGUUAUAAGAUUUUAAAGGGUAUGCUAUAAAUAGCCUACUAUAUUAUAUUUAUCAUUUUUUUUAUUAAUAAACCGUACGCUUGAAUCUUUUAAACUUCAACUAGCUCACAAUCGACAUUAUCUCGCUCUCUCCAUAUACUGUGCCAACGCACUGCUUCUUUGAGACUGUGAAGAGCCAUUCUAGCAGGUGAUUGCCCUUAUUUGGUCAUAGCCUAGAUCAUGUGACCACAAAAUGGUGGAAGCUGCGAGCUGUUUGUAAGCCGAGCAUCUCUGCGGAGAGACGGGAAGAAAAGAUUAGGCAAAGGGAGCUGGGAGAGCCCAUCCAUGCUCUGAAUCAAAGCAGGUCAGCAGUUCCUGUGCAGCAGAGGUUCUUCCAGGUGAUGUGUGCCUGCCUCCUGAGUGUAAGAUGAGCACCACUGACAGAGACUCUAGACCAGCCCCUCCAACCUCGCUCCCCCUGCAAGGGGGAGGAGGAGGAGGAGGGCCGGCCCAGAGGAAGAAGCUGUCCGCCCCCCCCAUCAGCCUCUCCCUGGACCAGAGCGAGGACGAGCUGGGAGAGACCCCCGACGACCUUGACAUCGACGUGGACGACCUUGACACGCCGGACGAGGGCGAUAACCUGGACUACACCGACCACGAGAUGGACUGGGACGAUCCCCGAGCAGCCAAUAGGAGCGGGGCGAGGGAGCCGGUGGAGCCAAUCCCGACGUGCAGCGCGGAGGAGGAGCGGCAGGAGGGCCAGCUGUGGCGGGCCGUGGUCAUCGGGGAGCAGGAGCACCGCAUCAACAUGAAGAGCAUCGAGCCCUACCAGAAGGUCAUCUCCCACGGAGGUUACUAUGGUAACGGAGUUCACGCCAUCAUAGUGUUUGCCGCCUGCUUCCUGCCAGACAGCGAUAGCGAAGAUUACCACGAAGUCAUGGAGAACCUCUUUCUGUACGUCAUCAGUACACUGGAGCUGAUGGUAGCUGAGGACUACAUGAUCGUGUACCUGAACGGCGCCACGCCCCACCGGAGAAUGCCCGGCCUCGGUUGGCUGAAGAGAUGUUAUCAGAUGAUUGACAGACGACUCAGGAAGAAUUUGAAAUCCUUCAUCAUUGUUCAUCCGUCGUGGUUCAUCAGAACCAUCCUGGCCAUCACACGGCCCUUCAUCAGCACCAAGUUCAGCAACAAGAUCAAAUACGUGAACAGCCUGGAUGAGCUCCGAGAAUUAAUCCCCAUGGAGUACGUCCAUAUCCCAGAAUGCAUCAUUAGGCUUGACGAGGAGCUGAAGGAAGCCACGGAGAGUUCCAAAAUUAACAGUUUUCUUCUGGGGCCGGAGCCAAGUGCUAGCAGGACGCAGAACAAACCUGAUGAAGCCGGUGUCAGCCCCUCCUAAAGUCACACUCGCGCACAGACACGCACACACACACACACACAGAUCACCACAAGACUAGAUUAUGUUCCAGAGAUCGUCGUCUUUGUCGCUGUAUUCUUGAUGCUGUCAGCUGGGAAACUGAGGAGACUGAGGGCAGGUUAAGUUUGUGUUUGUGUCUGGCGUUUCUGUCACUCAAGACCUUGGAUUCACUUAUUCCCCGUUUAUAUAUUUAUAUAUAUAAACACACAGAUACAUACAGACAGACACAUACACACACUCACUCAGACAAAGAGUCUUACCCAAGGCAAGUUUUGACACAAAGAGACUGCAGUAUCUGGGACUUUGCUUAUAACCAGCGUAGGUAAAAUAACUCUCGCAGCAUAUUUCUUCUCCGGUACAUUGUCUAUGAAAUGGCCACAGAUGAAAAUGAUAACGUUUUGUGGAUCACCUUCCAUGAGUCGUUUGUCUGCCUGUCGAAAAAAACGAGUUUCGUUGUGAUCGUUCCUCUUGGGGAUGUUGUCAACAAAGAAAAAUGUAGAAUUCUCCUCUGCCAGCACAUUGAACUGCUACCACAGACCAUCCUUGUUGGCAACA